CAAUUUCAAUUUAGUAGCGUUUUGCUCUUCUCGACUCUUGUAGCGCGACUGAGAGUCCAAUCCAGAUUUUAUUUGUUUACCUUUUUAUUUUUCAACCAACCAGUUUCAAAUUUUUUGAUUUGCACCUCAUCCUCCACUGCCAGUUGAAAGUCAGUUACCAACAGUCAUGGCAGCGCAACAGACACGUCGCGCCGACUUCGACCUACCCAAGUUGCCGGACAUGGCCACUGUCCGCAAAUCAGCCAAUCUCAUCCGGCCAGAACAGUUUUCGAAACGGAAACUCAAGCUGAUACUCCAUUUGAUCACAGCCGAGCUCAAGGCUCGUGGAACAAAUGUGCCUCACAUCCUCUUACCGUUCAGAUCAAAGAUCAACGAUUCCAAGCUCGAACAGUUUCUUGAACAGCUUUUUCCGAAUGGAGAGCUCAUUGACGUAGACCAUGACGAAAACCAUGCGCUCAUUAUUAUACAGCUGUACGAUGAGUUCACUUUGAUAUGUGCCUUGAAGUACAUGUGGUCAAGAUUGCCUAACAACGAGAUCAUCGGCUGGGAUGUAUAUUUGGAAUAUAGAAGAAGGGAGAGAGAGGCUGGCUACCCCAAAAAUGCAUUCUUGUCCAUUAUGCCAAAGUGUCUCAGCUCGCCAGCUCAUGCCUCAAUUGUGUAUGAUUUUCUUGACUUGUUAAUCAGUAUCACUUCAAAUUCACAGUACAACUAUUUAAGUGGAAGAAAGGUCACCAAAAUGGCGUCCAUUUGGGCCUUCAACCCCACGUCCAAACUCUCAAAAUCUGCCUUCUAUGAUGCUACCAUCAACCAGGAGUUCAAUUUUAUCCAGGGAGUUGAAGCUUGGAAAUCAUCCGGCAAUGCUUUGUUUCAUCUUUUGCUUUCUUUCUUACGUGCCAUGUUGCCUGAAAAUGAUGCAGAAACUUUGAAGUUGCCCAAGGCAUUGCAAUCGCUUCUCAUAACAACAGCAUACCCACCUUCCGAAGAUACUGGCCGUACACUCAAGUCCAUGAUCACCAUCCCAUGCGUAGUAGUCAAAUCUACACGUCCAUCUUCCAAUGUGUACGAGUUACUCUCCAAAGUAAGACACACGCUUUCCUUUGACAAAAAGGACGCGUUCCUCUCCAUCGAAAACUAUACGAUUCUUAAGAACAUUUUCAAGAAAGAUUCAACAGAUGAUAUUGUGAGAGGUCUUACUGAAGAAUCAAGAAGAGUUCUCGGAAGAUUAACCGAUGAUUCGAUUGAGUCCAAGUAUGAAUUGUACCCUGGAUGGCCCAAAUCACAACCUGAGAUCGAUGACAACAUACCACUCUUCUCUCAGGUUUCAGUCUACGAUGUAACUUUACAGGAUUUCUAUAUUUGGACAUGGUUAUCCACUUUGGGAUCAGACCAAUCUACAGAAUUCAAAAAGAUUUUUGGUCGUUCGUUAGUCAUGGAAUCAGACUUAAAAGGCUUCCAGAAAUGGAUAAUCAUUUCUGAACAAACCAUGUCUUCAGAUGAAUAUCUCAAGCAUUUCAAAUUGGAACCAGUGCAAACAACCACACCACCACGUUCAAGAAACCCAUCCAAUGAAAGUAUCAAAAGAAAGAACCUGCCUUUGCCUCCGCUUCCUCCAAAGGAUUUCAAGCAUUUGGAUGAAACAGUCGAUCCAUUACCAAAUAUUCUGUUCGAAGAGAAAGACUACAAAUUGGAUGUAGGUUCGCUUACCCUUGAGGACGAUCAAAUGAGCUACAUAUACCCAAGCAAAGUCAGCGCCGAUGAAGCUUCGGAAUAUAGACGUUACUUGGAAACAACUUCAAUUGCUGAAGUCAGCAUUCAAACAAGAAGCAGAACCAAUUCUACUGUCCCUAUUCCAAGAAAAGUUCCACCAUCUUCAGACUUUGACAUCAAUAGCGCGCCACUGUCUAGUUUGUCAUUGGGCCAACCUUGCCAAACUCCAGUUACACAAUAUUCUAGCAACACCGGAGAUUUCAAAGAACCAUUUGAUUCAUACACAACAGAACAAGAACGCAAAGAAAUGAUAAAACAGAACAAAUCAGACGAGCCGUUUGAAGAUUACUAUGUCCCUGGUACGGGCCAGUCUCCAAUGGAAUUGUUAGAGAGGCAUCAGCAAUUGAAUUCUCCAGUUAGCGAGCAACUGUUAGACAAAGCAAAGGAUCCAAUUGAUACAGAACUUGCGUCUGAUACUCCCAAGUUAGACGACAAGUUAGAUGCCAAGUUAGAUUCCAAGUUCGAAGCCGAAUAUGCCGAGAGCAAGGAAGCCAAGAAGGAGAGAAGAAGAAUGAGAAAGGAAAAGAAAGAGAAGUUGAAGCGAGAGAAGGAGGUGGCUGAAGUCAUGGCAGCAGCUGCUGCUGCCGCAGGUUUUACUGAUACUCCAGAAUUUGCAUCUGUUGGAACCCCUCCAAUUAGAUCUCCUCCAGGCUCUUUUGCCCCACCUGAUGUUAUCAUGUCUCCAGUACCAGAGCUGCCAAAGCGUGUUAAAGAUAAGUCACAAGACAAAGAAAAGAAGAAGAAAAAGAAGAAAAAGCCAACGUCAUAUGUUGCAGAUGAAAAGCAAACUGACUAUACUAUGGCACUACCACCACCUCAACCAAUUUUCAAUCAAGUACCUCCUCCUUUAGAUUUGAAUAUGGCUUCACAUUCUCCUGCUGUUCAAAAUGGAAUCUUUUUCAGUCCAUUUCUGGCCCCACCAAUGCCUUAUCAACCCCAAUAUGCAUACCAUGGCUCCCAAGAGUAUUUACCAGUACCUCCAACUCAGUAUAUGUACCACAGUUCUCAAGAGCAGUUGUCUCUUCCUACUGAAUAUCAUAAAUCCCGUGGUUCUUCUCCACAACUGAGAUCUCCAGAAAAGUCACACACGAAAUUGAACUCCAACACUGAACCACAAGGUCAAGUGUAUCUGGCAAUCCCUCCACAGCAAUUCCCGCAUCCGCAGCAAUACUUACACCCCCAGCAAUAUUCACAGCAAUAUCUACCUCAUAAUCCUCAGCAAUAUCUUCCACAUCCUCCUCAGCAGCAGAAACCAUCUCAUCAUUCACCUGCUCUUCUGCUGCAACCUCAGUACCAAGCAUAUCAACCUGUUGCCCAUGAACCAAUUCACCAUCCUAACCAUACACCAGCUCCGCAGCCCAUCUAUUUGAAUCGCCCUUCAGCUUCCAAUCACCACCCCAUAUCUCCUCCGCAUAGUCGACCAACAAGUGACACUGGUUCUGGUGGUAAGCAUGGCGUUAGUGACUUCACGAUGAUGAGCAUUCCAAAACAAGGUAAACACAACAAGAAUUCAACUACAAAUAAGGCUAAUCUCAGGGCUGCGUUCAUACAAGGAAGUUUUGGGAUCUAAAUAAUUGACUGAGAUUCUUGAAUGAAACAUGCUAUGUAUUUUAAUGAUUUAUAAAUAACAGACCAGAAAUGAAUACGAAUAAAAUCAGAAUAAAUUAAUUGUUAAAUAAAUAAAGUAUUUGUCA
Messenger RNA from Scheffersomyces stipitis CBS 6054, 3461 nucleotides. It is a transcript of the gene MSB1, whose product is annotated as Msb1p. Gene Ontology annotation, cellular component: cellular bud tip; cellular bud neck. The coding region runs from base 167 to 3337 and encodes 1056 amino acids. The record is from RefSeq and is a predicted model, not a curated record. Lineage: Eukaryota; Fungi; Ascomycota; Pichiomycetes; Serinales; Debaryomycetaceae. The transcript has a single exon.